GAGGAGUAUAUAGAAAUAGAAAAGAUAAGGCGAAAGGAUCUCCACCGAGAAAACCCUAACUCGAAGAGCCGCGCCGCCGUCACCGUCGUCUCUAGCUCGCUCGCUCGCUCGCGCUCUCCGCCCGGAUCGGAGCGCUCGGUUCAAGGAGGAGCGUCUCGGCGUUGAAGGCGACCGCGUCAGCCAUGGCGGACGAGGAGCACCUGGAGAGGAGGGAGGAGGCCUCAGAGCUUGCCCCCUUCGAUCCAACGAAGAAGAAGAAAAAGAAGAAGGUUGUCAUCCAAGAACCUUCUGAUGAAGUGGACAAGCUUGCAGAGAAGACAGAAACAUUGGCAGUCACAGAACCUGCUGAGCUUAACUUCACUGGAAUGAAGAAGAAAAAGAAGAAGCAGGUGGAUCUUGAUUCAUCUCUUGCCGACCUUGGAGACGGGGAGGACAGUCAAGAUGAUCAAGCUGUAGAGGAACAAGGGGAAGGCAUUGAGCUUGGAGGUGGCCCUACAUACCCUUGGGAAGGAACUGACCGGGAUUAUAAAUAUGAAGAGCUGCUGGACAGAGUGUUCAACAUUCUUCGCGAGAACAACCCAGAUCUUGCUGGGGAUAGGCGUAGGACCGUUAUGAGGCCACCACAAGUUCUUAGGGAGGGGACAAAGAAGACAGUUUUUGUUAAUUUUAUGGAUUUGUGUAAAACGAUGCAUAGGCAACCUGAGCAUGUGAUGAUGUUUUUGCUCGCUGAAAUGGGAACAAGUGGGUCACUUGAUGGGCAACAAAGGUUGGUGAUCAAAGGAAGAUUUGCCCCCAAAAACUUUGAAGCAAUCCUGAGGAGAUACAUCAAUGAGUAUGUCAUCUGCAAUGGAUGCAAGAGCCCUGAUACCAUUCUGUCUAAGGAAAACCGUUUGUUCUUCCUUCGCUGUGAACAGUGUGGAUCUUCAAGGUCCGUUGCUCCAAUCAAAGCUGGAUUCGUUGCGCAAGUUGGUCGUCGGAAGGCCUGAACACAAAACAAAGCUUUGCAUUAUUAGUCCUGUGUGCUGCCAUAUGAUGUUAGAAUUGAGCUUGUGCUCCGUUUUGGUAACCAAUUUUGCACUACGACCAUUGUGGUCGUGUAUUUCUUGUUUUCUGUGUCAUAUUAAUGCAGCUGAGUUUCAAUUUAUGGUUGCCUUAAUAUCUAUAUAUGGCUGGAAACUGGAAUUGGGGCCAUACCAAAUCAACAAUAUUAGAUUAUUUGCUGACUACAGAUUCUUCCGUGCAAUGUUGAGCAAGAUCUGUCAACAAUGCCUUUUGUCAUUCAAAGGAUUCAUCAAAUGAUGUAGCAGUCCUGUGGCACAAUCCUGA
Molecule: messenger RNA, 1326 nt
Organism: Sorghum bicolor (sorghum)
Lineage: Eukaryota; Viridiplantae; Streptophyta; Magnoliopsida; Poales; Poaceae
Product: eukaryotic translation initiation factor 2 subunit beta-like
Exons: 9
Coding region: 183-986 (267 amino acids)
Biological process (GO): formation of translation preinitiation complex; formation of cytoplasmic translation initiation complex; translational initiation
Cellular component (GO): eukaryotic translation initiation factor 2 complex
Molecular function (GO): translation initiation factor activity; translation initiation factor binding; mRNA binding
Source: RefSeq, a predicted model, not a curated record